Messenger RNA from Olea europaea var. sylvestris, 3108 nucleotides. Its product is annotated as pentatricopeptide repeat-containing protein At4g20770. Gene Ontology annotation, molecular function: RNA binding; protein binding. The transcript has a single exon. The coding region runs from base 85 to 2415 and encodes 776 amino acids. The record is from RefSeq and is a predicted model, not a curated record. Lineage: Eukaryota; Viridiplantae; Streptophyta; Magnoliopsida; Lamiales; Oleaceae. Gene Ontology annotation, biological process: RNA modification.
UGUCAAACUUUUAUAUUUAUUGUUUAUUUCGGCUAUUUAAAAAUACUUGUGGCCAAAAAAGGAAGCCACAGUAUAAUUUCAGACAUGCAAUCCAAGACAUCUUCUUAUUUAGCGAACCUCUUGCAGUUUUGCAUAGACAAGAAAGUCCACAGGGCUGGAAAACUCUUGCAUGCCUACGUUCUUCGUACCAACCAGUUUUCUAACACUUUCCUCGUUAAUCGUCUGAUCGAGCUCUAUUCAAAAUGUGGGCACACAGCUUCCGCUCACUGCCUGUUCAAUCAAAUGCCUUCAAGAAACAUAUACACUUACCACGCAGUUUUAGAUGCCUAUUGCAAAUCAAAUGACAUAGAAAAUGCGUAUGAAGUGUUUGCUCAAAUGCCCGAGAGGAAUAGUGUAACUUGGAAUUUAAUAAUCACCACGUUAUCGCAUAAUGGUUUUGAAAAGAAGGCUUUGGAGAGUUUUUAUUUGAUGAGGAUGGGUGGUUUUGAGCCAACACGUUUCACGUUGGCAAGUGUUCUAAGCGCUUGUGGGGGUGUGAGUGAUGUGGAGUGUGGGAAGGAGUGCCAUGGUGUUGCUAUCAAACUUGGGCUUGAGGGGAAUUUUUUUGUGGGCAAUGCUUUAUUGGGAAUGUAUGCCAAAUGCGGAUUUGUUUGGGAAGCGGUUGAGAUUUUUAAGGGCUUGCCAGAGCAUAAUGAGGUGACAUUUACCGCUAUGAUGAAGGGGCUAAUGGAAACUGACCGCAUCCACGAAGCAUUUGACAUGUUCAAGUUGAUGCAUAGAGUAGGGAUCAGUAUAGAUUCCGUGUCACUGUCAAGUGUUUUAGGUGUUUGCGCUAAAAGUAGUUUUGAAGAUUUUGUUGUAUUUAAUGACAAUGAUGGGAAUUGGCAUAAUGUGCAUGGAAAGCAAAUACAUGGACUUGUUAUUAAACUCGGAUUUGAAAGAGAUCUGCAAUUAAAUAAUUCACUGCUAGAUAUGUAUGCAAAACAUGUAGACAUGGAGUGUGCUGAAAUGUUAUUCGAUAAUAUGUCUGAAGUUAGUGUUGUUUCAUGGAAUGUUAUGAUAGGUGGUUUUGGCCAGAAAUACAAUAAGGAAAGAGCAAUGGAGUACAUGGAAAAGAUGAAGAACCAUGGAUUUGAGCCCAAUGAGGUUACACUCAUCAAUAUACUUGCUGCUUGUGUGAGAAGUGGGGAUGUUGUAACUGGGCGUCAGAUGUUUGAAGAUAUGUCAUGCCCAAGUUUGAGCUCAUGGAAUGCUUUACUAUCAGGCUAUUCACAGAAUGAGCACCAUGGGGAGGCAUUGAUGCUUUUUAGAGAAAUGCAGUUCAAAAAUGUCCAACCUGAUCGAACAACUUUUGCAAUUGCUCUCAGUUCAUGCGCACAAAUGGGGCUUUUGAAUGGUGGAAAGCAAGUUCAUGCUGCCUUAUUGAAGGAUGUGGUUUAUGCUGAUUUAUAUGUUGCCAGUGGACUCAUUGGUUUGUAUUCCAAGUGUAGUAAGAUAGAAAUGGCAAAACAUGUUUUUGAUGAGCUGCCCCAGAAUGACAUUGUAUGUUGGAAUUCCAUGACGGCUGGUUUAUCUCUCAAUUCAUUGGACGCAGAAGCUUUUAUUUUUUUCAAGCAAAUGCUAGGAAAAGGGAUAUUGCCAACUGAAUUUUCUUUUGCUACUGUACUGAGUUGUUGUUCGGCUUUAACUUCUUUGUCUCUAGGGAGGCAGAUUCAUGAUCUAUUAGUAAAGUAUGGAUUUGCAGUCGAUGUUUAUGUAGGGAGUGCUCUUAUUGGUAUGUACUGUAAAUGUGGUGAUGUGGAUGCGGCCCGGUGGUUUUUCGACAAGAUGCCCUGCAGAAACACUGUAACCUGGAAUGAGAUUAUUAAUGGUUAUGCACAAAAUGGACGUGGAGAUGAAGCUGUUAAUUUAUUUGAAAACAUGAUUCUAACUGGUAUCAAACCUGAUUACAUAACCUUUAUUGCUGUUUUAGCAGCUUGUAGUCAUUCUGGAUUGGUAGAUUCUGGAAUAAAACUAUUCAAUUCAAUGCAGCAAGAACAUGGUUUAGAGCCACUUGUGGAACAUUACACUUGCAUUAUUGAUUCUCUAGGUCGUGCUGGUCGGAUAAAUGAAGUAGAGGCACUUAUAGAUAAGAUGUCAUGCAACGACGAUCCAGUUGUUUGGGAGGUCUUGCUCAGUUCUUGUAGGGUUCAUGCCGAUGUAAACUUAGCAAGGAGGGCAGCGAAUGAGCUUUUCCGCCUGGAUCCAAAGAAUUCUGCUCCAUAUGCACUUCUUGCCAGUAUUUAUUCAUCUUUAGGGAGAUGGGAUGAAGUGAAAGAAAUCAGAGAAAUGAUGAUAGAAAGGCAGGUUUCCAAGGAUCCAGGUUAUAGUUGGGUUGAACAGAAAACCAGAUUGCAUACAUCCAUGGUUAUAUGAAUUGAACUUCUGAUCACGAUUAUGAACCAGCAAAUGGCGAAGAAAUCUUUCUUGUGCUCAGGUCGUGGUGCAAUAAUCUCUGUAACUACUGUCCUUCCUCGUGCAAAAUGCAGAGACAGCUAGAUUUUCAAUCCCCCAACUCUAAAACUAAACAUUGGAUUUUAAAAGAACUUCUAUCUCAUUCCUUUGACAGAACUAGUAUGGAACUUUCAAGCUUUUGAAUGUCAUAGAGCGAGCUUAAGGUUGACUUUGUAUUGUUUCGACUUAGAACACUGUUGCAUGACUGCUUGAAUCUGGGAGACAAUUUCAGUCUCCAAUUGACAGUUCACAGACAAAAAGGUGACAAUUUGCUUGUACCUGUUGCCAAGAUGUGCUGUUUUCUAUGCUUCCAUCCUAUGAAACUCUUGAAGGAGGUUCUCUUAAUUGAAGAGAUAAUGUCUUCAGCACAACAAAGAAUGCCUGAACAUUAAUGGAAUUGGCCAUCAAUGAAGGUAUGUGAUAGGAUCCCCUGCUGCUGUACUUCAACUACUGAAAUCCCCCCUUUGCUGUUAUGGAUUAUACUAACACCCAGAUGCUGGCUGCUGCUGAUCUAGGAGAAAUGUUAGGCAAUGAUUUGCUGAAUUGUAAAUAGAUUUAUUGAAAUUCAUAGAAACUGAAAAUAGAAAUUGAAAGAACAAUUUCAAGUAUUCGUGA